This is a messenger RNA of Maniola jurtina (meadow brown), 5040 nucleotides long. RefSeq names its product embryonic polarity protein dorsal (gene Dorsal). Bases 522 to 2333 code for a protein of 603 amino acids. Gene Ontology annotation, biological process: canonical NF-kappaB signal transduction; innate immune response; non-canonical NF-kappaB signal transduction. Gene Ontology annotation, cellular component: cytoplasm. The record is from RefSeq and is a predicted model, not a curated record. Gene Ontology annotation, molecular function: DNA-binding transcription factor activity; DNA binding. Lineage: Eukaryota; Metazoa; Arthropoda; Insecta; Lepidoptera; Nymphalidae. The transcript is spliced from 13 exons.
UCAUAACAAACGGCAGUAGUGUGACGUUUUCCUCGAUUGCACAUAGACGUGUGUUAUCAAAUUAUCGUUCACUUCGCAAAAGUUGUAUGUAACUUCAGACGAUCGUUUCGUAGCAAGUUAUUUAUAAUUUGCAAAAUUGUGCGUUAUCGGUUGUGAUACUCGAGCCCGCGCUGUGAUCAGUGUGUUAUAAUAACAAAGUCGCAUUCGAGAUAACCUGUUUCUUAAUUCUUGGAAGCGUGCAUGCUGAGUUCGAGACGAGACCUUGAUAACUAGUUCCUUGGACGAAUGAAGAGACAGUUAUUAUAGGAUCAUGCUCGAGGAGGUACGUCUUUAGUUUACGUAUUGCAAACUCGACCGUGCGUGUUUAUGAGAAUAGUUUCGUUUGGUGCGUCCAAAGUUCGAUUCCAGGGCUCGAAAUCGGUUUAGUGCAAAUCGGGUAGUGAAAUGACGUUAUAACUAAUGUGUGUAACGGAGGCACCGCAGUGAGGUGUCCGGAGGAGCUACGUUCGUAGGAACGUGCGAUGGACAUCAGCGGAGAGGGCGCUCUGCCGGUAGAGCGGAAUGACGGCGAACAGCCCGCCAACCUGAAUAUUAGCGAUGUCAUCGACGCGAUCUCGCGCGCGGACCCGUUGUUCGGCGCGGGCCCCAUGAGCGCCGAGGCGAUGCCGCGCCAGCUCGCCCCGCUGCCGGGGCAGCCCUACGUGCGCAUCGUCGAGCAGCCCGCCGGGAAAGCCCUAAGGUUCAGAUACGAGUGCGAAGGGCGGUCGGCGGGCUCGAUCCCGGGCGCGAACUCCACGCCCGAGCGGCGCUCGUUCCCCACCAUCGAGAUCUGCGGCCACAAAGGGCCCGCCAUCAUCGUGGUGUCCUGCGUCACCAGGGAAGCUCCUUACAAACCUCACCCACACAACCUAGUCGGCAGAGAGAAAUGCGACGAAGGCGUGUGCACAGUGAAGACCACCAUCACGGAGGACAACCCGCAGGUGUCCUUCAGCAACCUGGGCAUCCAGUGCGUCAAGCGGAAAGACAUCGCCAACGCGCUCAAGACCAGGGAGCGGUUGCGGGUUGACCCCUUCAAGACCGGCUUCAACCACCGGAACCAACCGCAAAGCAUCGACCUGAAUGCCGUGCGGCUGUGCUUCCAGGUGUUCAUACAAGACGAACGCACCAACCGCGUGCGUCACUCCCUUCCACCUGUAGUGUCUGAUAUCAUCUACGACAAGAAGGCGCUCAGUGACCUCAUCAUCACGCGCAUCAGCCAUUGCUCCGGCUCUGCUAAGGGCGACACGGAGGUCAUCCUGCUCUGUGAGAGGGUGACGAAAGAGGACGUCAUGGUGGUGUUCUUCCAGAAGGAGGGUGACAGGACGGUGUGGGAGGCCAACGCCAACGUGGUGCUGGUGCAUCGCCAGUACGCGGUGGUGUUCCAGACGCCACCCUAUCGCAACCCCAAUGAACAGAACCAUGUUCAGGUGUACCUACAACUGAAGAGAACAUCAGACAACGCCCGGAGCAACGCGAUCCCCUUCGAAUACAUCCCCAGCAACCUAGGUGCGGAACAUUAUUUAGGGCCUAAGAAACGGAAACCGUUAUCGUCGUCUCUCUUGACGUACGAAGAAAGAGGGGCUUAUGGUGGCGAUCCUAUCAAACCCGAACCGAUAGGUAUGACGCCACCACACCAGACGAGUCCGCGGAGCGUUUUCUCGCCAUCCUAUGAACAGGAACAGGACAACUCCUACCAGCAAUGGCAAAUGCCAGCGCUGAACUUACCGGGGGCGAGUCACAUGGGUUACAACCAGGACAUGCAGUGGCAGCAAACCUACACCCACCUGCCACAGCUGUCUCCCGGCCUGCAGCCGUCAAACCUGCCCAGCAUGGCAUCGAACAUGCAGCCCAUGCCCAACUAUCUGCAACAGAACACUCUGCAGCCCAUACAAUCCAUUUCCCCCAACAUGCAGAUGUCUCAGAUGUCCCCAAUGGGGCAAGUCAUGUCUCCGGUGGGCGGAAUAUCCCCGAUGACGCACGGAGGGAUGUCCCCGAGUAUGGGGCCCGUGUCCCCCAACAUGGGGCACGUGUCUCCUGCCAUGGGGCACGUUUCUCCCGCCAUGGGGCACAUCUCUCCUAACCCAAUGCAACAACAACAGUUGCCGCAACAGGAGCUGAUGGAAGCGUCGUCGGCGACCGACACGCCCUCCAUCACCGGCCUCCUCAUGGAGCGCGGGGAGGGGUACCAGCUCACAUCUGGAGAGCUCUCCGGCCUCUCCUCGCUGCUGGACGCGCGCGGCCCCGACCUCAGCGACAGCCUCAACAGACUUUCCACAAGCGACCUGUUGCAUUGAUCAGGCCAUGGUCUUAAGGGGGGUUUGUUCGUAGUGCGCUCCAAACAAACGCAGUUUGACUCUCAUUUGAAUACUAACAAAUCGAACUCAAUGUGUGGAUACGUUCUUAGAACUAUGUCCGUGGUUUUCCAGAUUUCCGAUAAAAUAUUCAGUUUCAGAGCCACGCGGUCUCAAGAAUUUACAUAUCUUUGAACCUGUUUUUACGAAAUUCUAGCAAACUACGACGUGGAUACGACGAGAUUAUCUAAAACGCGUCUACAAAAAAAAAAUCGAGUUUGAUUGGUUAGUAUUAAAAUUACGUUUGUGUGAGCGAGUGAUGGAGAAACCGCCUGUCAAGCAUCGGCAGUACUGCUUAUAGCUGAUAACAGCAAACGUGUGAAACGUGUGAAUGUUUCAGGCUGAAGUGAAUACACUUGACUAAAAGCAAAACUUAAAUAACAUGACUAAAGUGACUCUUAGAAGUAGUUGCAAGUGAAACCACAUAAUUAUCGUUACAGGACCUUUUCAGGUUCCAUGUUUGAUGUUUCUCAAACAGGUGCGAAAUGCAACUCGAAAUAUCGAUCGAUAAACUAGACACCCUUGGGUUCCCUGAUAUUGGAGGUAGAAUAGCGAUUAAAUACGUUAUUUUGCCGACAGCGACAGCCGAAUUAAAGUACCGGUCGGAGCAUCCUAUAUGCAUCCUAUUGGCCUUAACUCCAUAUAACUGUUAACCAGUCUCUAGUCUUUUCGCACCUUUUUGGGAGACCUAGUUAAUUAAUUCUUAGGAGAUCAUAUUGUACAUUUUAGUGAUGUAUCAUAAUAUUACGUCAUAGACAAACAUUUCGAUCUUUAGAAUACUUUACUUUAUUAUAAAUAGGAAUUAGAAUAAAAUGUGAUCUUGAAUGAAAUUUAAAGGAAUUUAUUAAAAAUAAACACAAAGGUUUUCACUAAGCUUGGCUAAUACAGGAUUGGGAAUGUAAAGUUUUUAAAUAAGUAAAUAAAAAAGAUAGUUCUUUGUUUAACACGAUAGCAAAGUUUGUUUUUGUUGUAAGUACCUAGUGCGAGUUGCGAGUGCCUAAUUUGGAUCCCAAGUGAGUAAAGAAUUCCCGAGUUUAGUGACUGAUUCAAAGGCACAAGAAACAAAAUCUUUGCUAUCGCGUGAUACAUACAACUUUCACCUCAAUAGCGAAAACAACCACAGACAUUAGCCACAAGUUCCAAUUAAAUUAGAAUAUACCUACGAAAUUAUUUUAGUCAUAUCUUCGCUCAGCGAAUAAGUUCAUUGUUAUGCCCAAAAAUUUCUUUUUAAAUUGUGCGAUCAUUCAGAACAGCAAGUGGCAAUAAAUUAAGCCUUUAUAGCUAAGUUGGAAAUGUUAGGGCCACGCAGACACGAUGCUUUUAGAAACAGCGAAUGGCAUUUAGUUGCUGUUCGAAAACUCAUAUGAUUCACUUCACUCAUACAAUUUCCUGUCGCAACGAUCAAAUCGAUUUUAUUUAUUUUUCAAUACAGCGAUCAAACGCAAACAGUUGACAAAUCGCGAUGCAGCAUCGAUGCAGUCACAAAAUCGCUGGUUGCUGGUGCUAAAGCAUUGUGUCUGCUGGGACCCUUAAUUAUGCUAUUUAAAAGCCGAUUCACACCAAGCACGUACACGUGACACGCGUAGUGACGCGCGUUAGUGCGUAAACAUAACUGCACGCAUUACGUCUAUGCGAACGUUCACGCCACGGAAGCGGUAUGCCAUGUCUCAUACAGUUCCAUACAUUACAACGCAAUGGCACGCGCUACGUCUACGCAUACGCGGCCUGUGUGACUGGCUCUUUAGUCUGACGAUAGAAUUCCAGUACCAUUUCUACUGGUUUAGAAAUGACUAUUAGGAAUUUAAACUUUCUAUGACGAUCACUAAUGUUACAAAAAAUAAUUUAUAACAAUCGAAGACUCAUAUUAUGAGAAAAUACAAAAAAAGAUAGUCAUGUAAAAUAUUAAUAAUUUUUAUAUUUACAUAGCACCUAUGAAUGUGUAAGUAAAAUAAAAAGCUUAUAAAGUUCAAGUUGUUCUUGUUUAUUCGUUUUUGCUCUAUUUUCUCCAAAUCAACAACUGUUUCAAAUCAUUAUAAAUAAUACCUACUUACCUAAAUAUCAGAAAGAGCAGUGACCUAUUUAUUUUUGAUCACAGACAGAAAUAUAUGUGUGCCUAGAAAUGUUAUAAGUUGAAUAUUAUGAGAUUUAAAAUUUUUGUGAGAUUUAUAAAGAUAUCUUUUUAAUAAUUGUUUAACUUGUGAUUAGUUUUUAUUGUUAUGUAAGUGUAGAAAAUACGGUUAUGAUUUGUUACCAAAUAAUGAGGGUUUCUGUUUUACAAAAUAUUUUUGUCAUACCUUUUUUUGUCUACUUCCCUUUUCUUCCAUGACAUUUAAAAUAAGCAUAUUAUGUUAAAAACUUGGUUAAAAAUAAUAUAUUUUCUUGUCUGUGGCAGCGAUAUCUAAAUUGUUUGCAUGCAUAUACCAUACGUAUCAAUCUAGUUACCGUCAACAAUCUUACAAUAAUUUUGGGUGUCAACUUUUGUAUUGAAAUAAAAUUUCAGUGAAAAAUGGUGAAAAUCUAUUAAAUUUAUAUACUUAAAACAUCACACGAUAAUUUACGUUGACGUGCAAUAAAUAAGUACGCAUUUAAUGUGAUAAGUUAUAGUUGUUGUCAUAUUUUAAAAACUUGAAAAAAUACAUAUUUGACAAUA